AAGUGUGUGCGUUAGAGUAGCGAAACCAACAAGCUCUUGUUUGUUCUCGCUUUCUCUUUUUCUUCUCUUAAAAUAAGCAAACUUUCCGUUCCACAUCUCCACCUACUUUCAUCCCCACUCCCACCAACUUUUAUUACAGGUUAUCAGACACGAACAUGAAGAUCAAUGUACGAGAUUCGACAAUGGUGGGCCCAGCCCAGGAGACGCCACGUCGGAGUCUAUGGAACGCCAACGUGGACCUGGUGGUGCCGAAUUUUCACACCCCGAGCGUGUACUUCUACAGGCCGACCGGGUCGGCUAAUUUCUUUGAGGCGAGGGUUUUGAAGGACGCGCUGAGCCGCGCGUUGGUGCCGUUUUAUCCGAUGGCCGGGAGGCUGAAGAAGGACGAGGAUGGGCGCGUGGAGAUUGAUUGUCAGGGACAGGGGGUGCUUUUUGUGGAGGCGGAGUCUGAUGGAGUUAUCGAUGAGUUCGGCGACUUUGCGCCGACGUUGGAGCUGCGGAAGCUUAUUCCGGCGGUUGAUUAUUCUCUUGGAAUAGAAUCCUACUCUCUUUUGGUAUUGCAGGUCACUUACUUUAAAUGUGGUGGAGUUUCCCUUGGAGUUGGUAUGCAACAUCAUGCAGCAGAUGGUGCUUCUGGCCUUCAUUUCAUCAACACCUGGUCCGAUAUGGCUCGCGGACUUGACCUCACCAUCCCGCCUUUCAUUGACCGCACCCUCCUCCGGGCUCGUGAUCCUCCUAGGCCAGCUUUCCAGCACAUUGAGUACCAGCCCCCUCCGUCGAUGAAGUCCAGUCCUGAUGCAGUUCCUGAAACAGCUGUUUCAAUUUUCAAGUUAACCCGAGACCAGCUCAAUGUCCUUAAGGCCAAGUCCAAGGAAGAAGGCAACACGGUCGCGUACAGCUCCUAUGAAAUGUUGGCUGGACACGUGUGGCGAUCAGUGUGUAAAGCCCGAGGACUUCCUGAAGAUCAGGAAAGCAAGUUGUAUAUUGCAACUGAUGGGCGAGCUAGGCUCCGUCCUGCACUCCCCCCUGGCUACUUUGGCAAUGUCAUAUUCACUGCCACGCCUAUAGCAGUUGCAGGAGAUCUCCAGUCGAAGCCAAUAUGGUAUAGUGCUAGUAAGAUCCAUGAUGCAUUAGUAAGAAUGGACAACGAAUACCUGAGAUCAGCCCUUGAUUACUUGGAAUUACAGCCUGAUCUUAAGGCUCUUGUUCGCGGGGCACAUACUUUCAGGUGCCCAAAUCUCGGGAUCACUAGUUGGGCAAGGCUGCCUAUCCAUGAUGCUGACUUUGGCUGGGGAAGGCCAAUAUUUAUGGGACCUGGCGGAAUUGCAUAUGAAGGACUGAGCUUUGUGUUACCUAGCCCUUCCAAUGAUGGGAGCUUAUCUGUGGCCAUUUCUUUGCAAGCAGAACACAUGAAACUCUUUCGCAAGUUCUUGUAUGACAUUUGAAGAUAUGCACCACCACAAUCUUCUUCUUUUUUCUAGCGGAGGGGGAGGGGGAGGGGGGGGGGGGUGUUCUUUCCGUAUUAUUUCUCAUGUUCAUAUAUGCGGUUGUUUCCUGACAAUGACAGUAGCAAAAAGCGCUUGUUCAUGCAAGGAAUAUGGAUACAGUUUUAUUUCUAAUAACACCAUGAUGUAUGAAUUUGAUCUUUUCA
Molecule: messenger RNA, 1651 nt
Organism: Daucus carota subsp. sativus
Lineage: Eukaryota; Viridiplantae; Streptophyta; Magnoliopsida; Apiales; Apiaceae
Product: shikimate O-hydroxycinnamoyltransferase
Exons: 3
Coding region: 156-1445 (429 amino acids)
Molecular function (GO): acyltransferase activity, transferring groups other than amino-acyl groups
Source: RefSeq, a predicted model, not a curated record